AUGAAUUGGAAGACUAUUUCUGUCAUUGCGCUUCUUGCGCAUGAAAUAUCUGCCGAGAUCCAAGGAAAUGGAGGCUUUCUUCGAUUUGGCUGCUCACAACUUGUCGUGGAGCGAAUUGACCCUCUGGUCACCCCUGGAGAAAACCCUUCUCCGCAUACGCAUCAGGUUGUUGGAGGGAACUCGUUCAAUUCUACUAUGGACCCCUAUACUAUUGAUCCGCCCGCACAGUCUACUUGUACUUCUUGUAUCUAUACCGAGGACACUAGCAACUACUGGACCGCCUCAAUCUAUUUCCAGUCUCCCGAAAAUGGAACAUUCAAAAGAGUUCCACAGAUGGCAAACGGUCGUUUGAACAGAACUCUGCUAGAGCAAGAUGGUGGACUGACAGUAUAUUACAUGCGACCAUUCGGCGGCACCAACACGAAGACAACCGCCUUCCCACCAGGGUUCCGUAUGUUUGCAGGUGAUCCCAUGCUACGCAACCAGACCGAUGGUUCCGUUAAGAUCUGUCACCGCUGCCUGAAGGCAAGUGAACGCUUGAUGGGAGGUGAUGGGCCCCCUUGCGACCCUAACGAUACGGCAGCAUUCCCUGCAACGCCCUGUCUUGGUGGCAUACGCGCGACCGUGAUCUUCCCAUCGUGCUGGGAUGGGAAGAACCUGGAUAGUCCUGAUCAUAAAAGUCAUGUGGCAUAUGCAUCAGGGUCUGCUCUCGCAGCUGAUCAAUGUCCGAGUACACAUCCUGUCCGAAUUCCACAGGUCAUGUAUGAGAUCAUGUACGAUACCACGCAAUUCAAUAACCCAGACUAUUGGAAGAAUGGCAAGCAGCCACUAGUUUACAGCUUCGGUGACCCAACUGGAUAUGGAGCACACGGUGACUAUCUGUUCGGCUGGAAAGGUGAUGCCCUCCAACGGGCCAUGGAUGGUCUUAAUACUACAUGUGCGAGUGAGGAUUGCACGCAAGUUUUAGAGAUUCAAGACGGGAAGGACGCCAUUGGCUGCACCAAAGCUCAGCAAGCCCAGGAGGACAUUGGCACUUCUAGUUGGCUCGCUACACUUCCUGGUGGCAUGCCAGUCACGUAA
Molecule: messenger RNA, 1080 nt
Organism: Truncatella angustata
Lineage: Eukaryota; Fungi; Ascomycota; Sordariomycetes; Amphisphaeriales; Sporocadaceae
Exons: 5
Coding region: 1-1080 (359 amino acids)
Source: RefSeq, a predicted model, not a curated record